UUUAAGAUGGCGGAUGGCGCGGAUGGUCAGUACGCCGGCCAGUUGGCGCAAACUAUUGAAGAUGUAAUGAAAUCUAUAAAGCAUGUGGUUUUAGUCCUUUCUGGUAAAGGAGGAGUUGGAAAAAGUACCGUUACAACUCAAAUUGCAUGGUCUCUUUACAGCAAAGGAAAAAAGGUUGGAAUACUGGAUGUGGAUUUAUGUGGACCAAGUAUUCCAAGAAUGAUGAAUGUAGAAGGAUGCGAUAUACACCAGUGUUCUGCUGGCUGGGUUCCCGUUUAUACAGACAAGGACCAAAGACUUGCAGUCAUGUCUAUAGGUUUCCUGUUAAAUAGCAGAGAUGAUGCUGUGGUAUGGAGAGGACCAAAGAAAAAUGCAAUGAUCAAGCAGUUCCUAUCAGAUGUGUGUUGGGGUGAGCUGGACUAUCUGGUGAUUGACACACCACCAGGGACAUCUGAUGAGCACAUAACUGUUGUAGAGAAUUUGCGACACUACAAUCCAGAUGGAGCCAUACUUGUUACUACCCCUCAGGGAGUAGCAGUUAAUGAUGUAAGGAGAGAACUCACAUUCUGCCAAAAGACAAUGAUCCCAGUCUUGGGUGUGGUGGAGAACAUGAGUGGAUUCGUCUGUCCUCACUGUAGUGAGUGUACAAAUGUAUUUUCAAAAGGAGGGGGAGAAGCAUUAGCAGAGAACUGCAAAAUUCCAUUUUUAGGGUCUAUUCCACUGGAUCCAAGUUUAACGCAAUCCCUAGAAGAUGGUCAAGCCUUUAUAGAUUUUUUUCCUAAUUCACCAACACUAAAUGCAGUCAAUACCAUUACAAACAAACUGUUGCAGCUGGAUGUUGAUGGAGAUCACUGAUGCGAAGAAGAUUUUCUUGCAGGCCUGGAUAUAGCUACAGUCCCUGGACUAGCUCAACAAUAGUAUCAACAGAUCAAAAUUUGCUUUCACCCAACAGUGAGAAUGAAGGCAUCAACAAAGUGACAAUGCCUUUUUCCUACCCCAGCUUACUGCUUUAGGAGAAAUGUAGGAAAGUUCCUCGCUGAAUAACGAAUAUAUUGUGUUGUCACUAGGGAAAGGUUGCGCAGUUUAUCGAUAGUCAGAUUUCUCCAAUAAGGUCUCUACUAUGACUUGGUUGGUCUUGGUUGUUUGGAAGGCCACUCAAUCUACUGGCAAGGAGUGUUGUAUGGCAUCUUUGCUGUGUUGUGAGACAGUCCUGAGACCAGCCAAAGAAAGACAAUGAAUAAUAGCUAUUUGUCAUUGGUUCUUUUUUUCUAAGAUUUACUAAGAAAAUUUGAAAGCUCAAAAGUAAGAUAUUUAUUAAUUAUUUUUUA
Molecule: messenger RNA, 1328 nt
Organism: Stylophora pistillata
Lineage: Eukaryota; Metazoa; Cnidaria; Anthozoa; Scleractinia; Pocilloporidae
Product: cytosolic Fe-S cluster assembly factor NUBP2 homolog
Biological process (GO): iron-sulfur cluster assembly
Cellular component (GO): cytosol
Molecular function (GO): 4 iron, 4 sulfur cluster binding; ATP-dependent FeS chaperone activity; ATP binding
Source: RefSeq, a predicted model, not a curated record